AGUAUUCUUAAUGUCUGCGUGCCUCCCUCCCCCCUCCGACAAGAGUCCACCUCCUACACUACCCUCCUCCCCCAUCACGUGUGUGUCCAUAAAUCGUCGUCGUCGACCGACCCGGUCUCCACCUACCACUUUGUCCUCACUUAAUUGCUUGGGAAACGCAAUUGCUAUUCUCGGCCACGAAUCAGGGGAGAUAUCUUUCUUCGACUUAGACUCCCCAGAAGCAACUCUACUCACAGUGAUAGCAGUCCCCAACUGUGUAAACGGUUACGUAGUGGUUGAGCCUCUCUCACUAGAGGCCAUCCUCAGUACUGUCCCUAGUGGUGAUAAGAUAUUGGUUCUUGUUGGAGUCGGCGGUGAAGGCAGCCGCUUUGAGCCAACGAAAGUAUCCUUCUACGACCUGCACACCCCUCCUGCUAUAGUCAUAGAAAUCGUCAUGACCAUACCAGUUCUCAACGUAGUAGUCGGCUCGGGUUCUUUCGCAGUCAUCUCGGAGGAUUCUGUCCGGGUCUACAGCUACGGUGUGGCCCUCUUAGUGCAACUAGACACCUGCCCUAACAUAUGUGCAACAGUAGCCCUUCCCGCACCCACUGGUCGGCGGCAACCUGCUGUUAUUGUAGCACUCGAGCAGAGGCUAGGUUACAUCGUCUGUAGCCGAUUCAAUGGCUCUCGUGUGGCCUUGCCAGUGCGGAAGCAUCAGCACCUGAGGAGCAUUGCUUCCACAGGGACGGUCACAGCAUGUGGGUUUGAGGACGGUGGGCUGUGGGUCUUAGGAGGGCUCAGUGAAGAAGAUCCUAAGGGGUAUUCUAUCAUAGGACAUGUGAAGCCAGGGAAGGACGAUAAUGCAGUUAGAAGCCGCAACCGGGCAUUUUACGAUUUGCCUUUGAGACGUCGAGGCCUCAGUGGGUUGAUCAUAUCACCGAGUGAGCAGUUCAUCGCAGGAGUAGAUGGAGGUAGAUGUCAAAUUGUAAUAUACAAAAUUGUGACAACGACAGUGAUGGAGGGGGAGGGCGUCUCCGAUUUAACUCAGUUGAUAGCCAGUCGAAUACUCGGUAGUGCAUCAUCGACUAGGAAAACUGUAGUGAAGACCUCUGUAGUGAUAUGGAGCUUUAUAGACCUCCCACAAGCCGCUCAUGAACUCGAGGUGGUACUUCAGUUUGGUAGCACCAACACUGUCCUGGUCUGUGGCCUCAAUGGCCUUGCAUCUCGGUAUGCGUAUGACCCUAGUGUUCGCGGUGAGAAGGCUACUCUAGUUUGGAGCACUCACCUUUGUCCACUACGGGACCGAUUCGGUAGUACUUCUACUACUGGGGGUAGUUCUCAGCAAUUAGCCUCCGACACCCCCACCACUUGGCGGUCUGACGCCUCUCGUGUUGGCGCUCAUUGGGAUGUGAAUGAACAUGUCAUCACCUUUGAUGUCAGUGAGGACGUUUGUGGCCCUGUGGAUACGAAGGAGGAGGUCUCAGCCGCUGAAGACGAGGAUUGGAUUCUUAUAGGCCAUCGGUGA
This is a messenger RNA of Perkinsus marinus ATCC 50983, 1504 nucleotides long. RefSeq lists its product as hypothetical. The coding region runs from base 11 to 1504 and encodes 497 amino acids. Lineage: Eukaryota; Perkinsozoa; Perkinsida; Perkinsidae. The record is from RefSeq and is a predicted model, not a curated record. The transcript has a single exon.